CCUGGAGAGAGAGAGAGAGAGACUCUCAGCCUGCUGUUCCCCUGAUGAUGAUGAUGAUGGACCCGCUCUCCCGCGUGCUCCUCCUGUGCCUCUCCGUGCUCCUGCCCGCUCUCCCCGGUGCGCGCGCCUUCCUGCUGCCGGACAUCAGCGAGCCGGACUUCAUCCGCCGGUGCGUGAUGGCGCACAACACGCAGCGCUCGCGCGUCCAGCCGCCCGCCGCCAACAUGCGCUCCAUGUCCUGGGACGCUUCGUUGGCGAGAGGUGCUCGGUCCUGGGCGAGACAUUGCAAGGCAUCCCAUAAUCCCGUGCUGAAGCAGGAGAGCCUGGCCCACCCGGCGUUCCGGCACGUGGGAGAGAACAUCUGGCUCGGCGCUCCUUACUCAGCCUUCAAGAUCGAGUCAGCAAUCAACAGCUGGAACAGAGAGGGCGCUGAUUACACAAUAGGGAACAACAGCUGUGCCAAAGUGUGUGGACAUUAUACACAGCUGAUGUGGGCGACGAGUUAUAAAGUCGGCUGUGCCGUCCACGUCUGUUCCAGAGGGAUCGAAGACUUCUCCAAUAAUCCCCAGUCGACUAUUUUUGUGUGUAACUACGGAGACGCAGGGAACGUGUUCGGGGUCACGCCGUACAUCGUGGGUCUGGCCUGCAGCAGGUGCGGCGUGGAGAAAUGCAGAGACAAGCUUUGCACUGAUCCAAAGCGAGACCAGGAUAAAAAAUAUGACUGGAUCCCGGGGUGGGACCUGGGCCCCAGCGGGUCGGCUCAGGCCGUCUCUGAUUGGCCGAACGGCUCUAACCUGCGGCUCCUGACUGGAUCCUUCUGGCUCCUUUACUUUUAUACAACACACUGAAAUCACUCAAUAAACUGCAUCCCAUAAUAUUAUUAUUAUUAUUAUUAUUAUUAUUAUUUGGAACAGGGAGCUGAUGUGGUGUGAAUCCCUGCUGUGGCGGACUGGUGCUACCCUGCAUCAUAUUCUCAUAAACUCUCACCUCAUUAUGUUAUUCUUAUAAAUUCUUAUUCUUUUCACCUUUCAUAUGAACACGUUUAAGAGAA
Clarias gariepinus (North African catfish) is the source of this 1051-nucleotide messenger RNA. RefSeq names its product GLI pathogenesis-related 1b (gene glipr1b). NCBI's taxonomy places the organism in Eukaryota, Metazoa, Chordata, Actinopteri, Siluriformes, Clariidae. The transcript has 6 exons. The record is from RefSeq and is a predicted model, not a curated record. The coding region runs from base 45 to 848 and encodes 267 amino acids. Gene Ontology annotation, cellular component: extracellular region.